Molecule: messenger RNA, 492 nt
Organism: Vollenhovia emeryi
Lineage: Eukaryota; Metazoa; Arthropoda; Insecta; Hymenoptera; Formicidae
Product: keratin-associated protein 5-1-like
Exons: 2
Coding region: 1-492 (163 amino acids)
Source: RefSeq, a predicted model, not a curated record
AUGCUGGCGCUUCUCGUCCUGGACUGGUCGGAUGGCCGGGAUUCUGGUCUUGCUGAGCGGGACUCGGGUUGCCCGGGUUACCGGGAUUGUGGCCUGGAUUACCCGGGUUGUGAUCGGGAUUGCCCGGGUUGUGGCCGGGAUUGCCCGGAUUAUGGCCGGGAUUGCCCGGAUUGUGGCCUGGAUUGCCCGGAUUGUGGCCGGGAUUGCCCGGGUUGUGGCCGGGAUUGCCCGGAUUGUGGCCGGGAUUGCCCGGGUUGUGGCCGGGAUUGCCCGGAUUGUGGCCGGGAUUGCCCGGAUUGUGGCCGGGAUUGCCCGGAUUGUGGCCGGGAUUGCCCGGAUUGUCAGUCUGGUGGCCGGGGUUGUGACCAGGGUUGUGGCCGGGAUUGUUCGGAUUGUUGGGCGAGUGGCCCGGGUUGUGAUGCCCGGGAUUUUGGGACUGGUGUCCCGGAUUGUGGGUCGGCUGACCCGGAUUCUGGUGUUUCUGGGACGUAG